UCGAGGAUGAAAAUGGCGGUGGCGAGAGAUCAACGCGAGAAUUAAACACACAAAUGACCAUUUGACGUGGAUGACAGCGGCACUGCAGCUCCGCGAGCGACUAAAGAAGCGUCUCAUCGUCAAGCGAGUGCAUUCACGAGAGCAAACACCCGGAGUUUAACGAGAAGAAACUGCGUCCUGGUUUUAAAAUAGCUGCUGAAAUUAGCCCGCUAACCUCGUUAGCGUAGCCAGCCUUCAACCGAAGGGUUUAACGGACACCACAGCACCACACUUACGGAAUUAUUCUACCAGAACAAGAUGAACUGCGCAUUUCUCGACUUACCUCUCAUAUGCAAGCUCAGCCGCUGGCGCUGGGCUUGCAGAAAUGUUUGCAUCUGACUGAAUGCAUAACUAAUCGCUCCAUCUGGCUGUAUUAGCCAGCAAACAACAUCCUCCAGGAUUCUCAAAGUUCACAUAGCAUCUGAAGAGGAGAUCGGACUGAACAGGUUGGAUUGAGCGCCCUUUACCUCCCCCCUCCCCUAGUGGGAUGGUUCUGCAUGACAGGGAGGGUAUGGUUCUUUAACCCCCCUCUCUGUCCUCCAGGUCCCAUCCUGUAAACCCAGUGGACCACAGCCAUAGUGUUCCCCUCAAUGAACAUCCUUCAGGAGCUCUAGAUCAACUGCCAUUGGUCAUCCAUUUAGUGCUGCCUCCCCCCGGUGGGAUGGUUCUGCAUAACAGGGAGGGUGUGGCGCCGUAGCCCCCUCUCUUUGACAUCUCUCCCGCCUCAUAAACCCAGUGGACCACAGCCAUAGUGUCCCCUUCAAUGAACAUCCCUUUGGAGCCCUAGACAAAGUGUGCAAAUGCUCAAAAUGAGUGCUGCAGGGGAGAGUGCACUCGACCCCAACAUCUUAGAGUCACGGAAGAGGAAGGGCUCUCCAUGUGAUACCUCUGGUCCCAGUGUGGAGAAGCGGCGGCGGGAGCUGGAGUGCCGCUACAUUGAUGAACUGGCUGAGUUGCUGUCGGCCAACAUGAGCGACAUUGCCAGCUUGAACGUGAAGCCGGACAAAUGCCACAUCUUAAAAAGCACCGUGGACCAGAUCCAGCAGAUCAAACGGCGCGAGCAGGAGAAUGCAGCUCUGAUGUCUCCAAAUGAUGAGGUGCAGCAGAGUGACAUAUCGUCCAGCAGUCACGGCAUGGUGGAAAAGGAAGCUCUUGGGCCUCUUCUCUUAGAGGCCCUGGAUGGCUUCUUUUUCGUUGUGAACCGUGAGGGCCGCAUUGUGUUUGUCUCUGAGAACGUCACCGGUUAUCUGGGUUAUACCCAGGAAGAGUUGAUGACCUCCAGCGUCUACAGCAUCCUUCAUGUGGGAGAUCACAACGAGUUUGUGCGCAUUCUGCUGCCCAAGAGCCUUGUAAACGGUGUACCAUGGUCUCAGGAGCAAGGCCGGAGGAACAGCCACACGUUUAACUGCAGGUUGCUAAAAAGGCCUCCAGACGAGGUGGACUCAGAGAACCAGGAGGCCCGACAACAGUAUGAGCUCAUGCAGUGCUUCACAGUCUCUCAGCCCAAAGCGCUGCAGGAAGAGGGCGAGGACCUGCAGAGCUGUUUGAUCUGUAUAGCAUGCCGAAUACCCCGUCCACCUCAAAUCCCUGUUAGUACCGAGUCCUUCAUCACCAAGCAGGACCCUACAGGGAAAAUCAUCUCUAUUGAGACGAGUGCUCUGAGGGCCACAGGCCGACCAGGUUGGGAGGAUCUGGUCAGGAAGUGCAUCUACGCUUUCUUCCAGCCUCAGGGCAAUGAACCCUCCCAUGCCAAGAAGCUGCUUCAUGAGGUGAUGACCCACGGCAUGGCCAUCAGUCCUCUGUACCAUUUCACACUCAGUGACGGGACAUCCCUCAGUGCGCAGACGCGCUGCAAAUUCUGCUGCCCCCAAAACCCAGACGUACAGCCCUUCAUCAUGGGCUUUCACACUAUAGACAGGGAACACAACACUGCUAGCUCUCAGGAAAACACUACCCCCAGCCUUUCGUCUCCUGCUGCUCCCCCUUCCCGCUCGCCUGCCCUGCAGCCCUCCAGUGACCUCAGCAUCCAUCUCAACAACACCAACGGCACCUGUGCCACUCCCGGCCCCCUCACGCCCACUCCACCAGGCUACCUGACGCCCAGCCGUGUUGGGCCCUCGCAGCAGGUCAGCAGCCCCUCUCCACUAGGCAGCCCUCUUACAGCAACCCCUACCUCAUUCAUGUCGCCCCGACCUCCACGGGGCAGCCCGGGUCUGGCCAGCAGCCCACGAGUGCCCGGACAUCCAUUCUCCCCCUCAGCGCCCAGCAUCCACUCGCCAGCUGGUGGACUAACCAGGCAGCAGUCUGGCGGCGAUGGUGUCGGUUUCUCGCUCCCCUCUCCUUUGCCCCCCAGACAGACUCCAACUCCCAGCAGCUCGCCGGCAAGGCAGCCUCCCGCCAAACCGCCCGAAGCGUCCAAUGAUGAGCCUAAAAGCAAUCAAGUCGGCAACCCCAAGCUCAGCCAACUUUUGGAUGGCUCAAGCACCCCCGAACAAGACUCACAACCCCGUCCUUCACCCACGUCCCAAUGCCCGGCCUCUCACAGCAGCCUAACAGAGCGGCAUAAGAUUCUGCAUCGGCUGCUUCAGGACAAUAGCCCUGCAGAUGCGGGCAAAGAGCCGGAUAUUAAGAAGGAGCCCCCAACCAGUCCCAACUCAGCCUUGAUAGCACGGGGACUCGGGAAGGAGCCCCAGGACCACCAGCUGCUACGUUUCCUGCUGGAUACGGAUGAAAAAGACCUGGAGGACUUGCCACCUCCGGCCACCCUCAGCCUUCAGACGGUAAAGGUGAAGGCCGAGAAGAAAGGAAGCAGAGAGAAUGUGUCCUGUGCUGCUGCUUUGGCCAACAACGCCAUGCCUGGCUCACCUCAAUCCAGUGGCAAGGCCAGCCCGCAGUUUCCCAGUACCGAUCUGGACACUUUGAACCAGCUCUUGCCCACUCUGAGAACCUCUGUUGGAGGUAAAACUGUAGAGGAGCCCAGCGAGGACAGCCUUUCCAUUGGGGUCAAUGUGAAGAGAGAGUCACCUGGAACAUCAAGCCAAGCAUUCCCUGAUGGAGAAAACCUCCCGAGUCAGACCUCUUUUGACUUUUGUGACCCCUCCACACCAAACCAGGGUCAGAGUCAAGUCCAGGUGUCGGAUCUUGGACAGACAGAGCUGUUUCAGCCACCCAAGGAGAGCAGCAGCCCCUUUGCCAGUCCAAGAAGCCUCAACUCUUUCAACACCAACACAGGUCUGGCCAAACUGGAGCUUCCGGACUCUCAGCAGUUCCAGGCUUUGCCUCUGGUUGAACCAAUGACCUUUGAUAACAGUUUGGCCAACCAGACACAGGCCCCUCUGUCCUCUCCUCAAGAGCAGUGUGUCCCGUGUCCGCUGGAUGAGAUGCUGUGUCCUCCUACCACCCCAGAGGGUCGAAACGACGAGAAGGCUCUACUGGAGCAACUAGUCACUUUCUUGAGCCACACUGACGAGAGCGAGCUGGCAGAGCUGGACAGAGCGCUAGGCAUCGACAAGAUUGUUCAAAGUGGAUGCCUCGAACCAGUCACCCAGACCCCCUUUCCUCAAUCUCAACCCCCAACACCCGUACCCUUGGACCCCAAACUGCCCAGCUACCCCUCUCAGUUCCCCACCUCGCCCUCACAGUUUCCUGCUGAGAUGGCCACCGCACAGGGCAUAAGUUUUGGGGCCCCACGGAUGCCGUUUCCAGGCAACGUGGUGCAGCCCGGCAUGAACCGAGCUCCCGGUGUGUCCAACCAGCUCCGGCUACCUCCAAACCAGCUGAGACUCCAACUCCAGCAACGCCUGCAAGGCCCACAGCAGCUCCAGAACAGGCUGGCAGCCAUGGGCUCCUUCCCCCAGGGGGGGCAUGUUGCCAUGGGGAUGCGUCAGAGCAUUCAGCAGCCUCAGAUGCCCUCUCAGCCUCCGCUGAAUGCUCAAAUGAUGGCCCAGCGGCAGCGUGAGGUCUACAGUUACCAGCACCGCCAGCGGCAGCUUCUGCAGCAAAAGGUCAUGCUAAUGAGGCAGGGAAUAAACACAGGGCCCCUGGGGGCUCAGAGACUUCCUAAGGGCCCCCAGCAGCAGCAGCCGCCGCCACCGCAGCAGCAGCAAUUUGGCUUUCCUCCAGGAUACAACGCUGUGCCUGGUAACACCCCUACCUCCCCGAGCCACUUUAACCCUAUGGGAGGACCUCUGGACCCAAAGCUAUCUGCCAGGGCAGGCCUGGGGAACCAAGGCAUUAUGGGAGCCAUUCAAGGGCAGUUUGGGGGGCCUGUGAACACUCCUGUUCAACAGGGGCUUUUCCAGCAAUUUGGGGGGCCUGGCAUGAUUCAGCAAGCAGAUCCAUCGUUUGCUCCUGAGCUCAGCCCCACCAGCCCCCUGCUCUCACCUCAGAACUCCACCUCCCAGAGUCCUCUGCUCCAGCAGACACAACCUCCACCUGGUUACCAGUCACCUGACCUCAAGACCUGGCAGCAAGGGACUGUGGCAAACAACAGUAUGUUUAACCAGGUUGGUCCGCCGGUCUCUCAAAGCUUUGGGCAGCAGGGCGUUUAUAACAACAUGAGCAUCACCGUGUCAAUGGCUGGAGGCUCUGGAGCAGUGAACACUCUACCUCCUAUUGGUCCAUCUGUCGGCAUGGGCAACAGUAACCUUGGCAACGUCACUACAAUGUGUAAUGAGCAGGUACAGCAGGUUCAGGUGUUCGCUGAUGUCCAGUGCACGGUGAACCUGGUGGGCAGUGACUCCUAUCUUAACCAGUCGGGGCCCAUCGGAUCCCAAAAGGGCCCGAGCGGAACCCCCAGUGCCCAGUCCCAGCAGAAAAGCCUCCUCCAACAGCUCCUUACCGAGUGAGAGCCGCCACCAUCCGCCAGAGGACAGUCAGUCUCCUCAUGUAGAGAUUUUUAUCCUUCACCUUUGGUUUCUAUACAGUAUAUCUGCAGGGUCGUGUCUGGGGCCCAGGCUUGAGAGGUUUCAUAGCUGUUCGACUAAGUGCUCAUUCCUGGUCACCUUUUUAAAGCGUCAGUUUCCGGAAAAGAAGAAACAAAAAAGAGAGAUCACGUUCCAGAAUUUGCCAAGUCUGUAUAAAAACAAACAAAAAAAGUAAUUAAAAACACGGACCUGCUGCUUCAGCCGGCUACACGUCCUGUCGGUCAGGCCAAUGUUGCAGUGCUUCUUGGAGAGCGGCGCAGCAGCUGAGCUCGGAUUGGAAACUGGGGCGGGCCGUUGCCAUGCUGUUGCUAAGUUCAUGGCAUAUUGCUCAGUUUCAGCUGGAUCUGUGACUGAUAGGCUCUCCUCAGCAGUGCCUGAUGAUGGGAGGAAUUUCCCGCCUCUUUUUAUUUGUUAGUCUGUUCUGUUUGUUGUCGUUCUCUUUGUUUUUCGUUUGUUUUCAGAACAAGCAUGGCCAGGAUGGGAGACUGCUCUGUAGCGUGUAUCCGUUUGCUGCAGGCUUUCCUGGCAACACUGUUUUGAAACGGCAGACUUUUUUUUGGGUUUGUUUUGUUUUUGUUUUGAAACAAUGUCCAACACAUUUCCCCCCUCAGCAGCUGUGAAUACGAGCCACUUAGGGUCAACUCAGCCUAUCAGUGUUGUUUGCGGCGACGUGUUGUGCAGGUUGGUAUUAUUGUACAGCACAAAACGGACAAAGUUGGGACAAGCUCACACUUUGUAAUUUCCUUAAACACCAAACAUCGUCAAAUCCUCUUGUUUUUUUUUUAAGUUGUUUAUUUUCCGGACGCAUCAACGUAACAUCUUUUCUAAUGGCUUUGUGAAUCACUUUUUGUUAUUUAAAACAAACAAAAUCAUCCAUCAGAAUCUCGCAUGCUCGCAUAUAUAUAUAUAUAUAUAUAUAUAUAUAUAUAUAUAUAUAUAUAUAUAUAUAGCGACGUGAGAGAGACUCGAGUUUUAACAAUCGAUACAUUGCUUAUCGAACACCCUGGUAAAUGAAACCAACCCUCUGUUGCAUUGUACGCAAUGUAGAUUGUACAUUGAUUUUCAUUUUACAGUUGAGUGUUUCAAGGACGCUCUUGAAAACCACAGGUGCUCUCUCUCGACUGGAGGAGCGAGGUAUUGUUCUCCAGCUCUUUGACUGCUCAUGAGACUACUGUUGCCCAGUCAGACACUGUUCAUCAGCAUUUACCUACUAGUCAUGCCCUGUUAAGAAUCGGAUUGGAACCUAGUUUGCGUAAAAAUCCAUUCUUUUUUUAUUACUAUUAUUAUUAUUUUUAAUCUAAGCUAUCGAAUUGACAUGCCCACUGUGGUCAAAAUUGAUGUCUCACUGUGUGAGCACGAGGUAUUUCACGAAUCGUGCAACAUAAAUUGGAGCACAACUCGAAAUCGUGUUGCAUGCGCGAGCGUUUGCAUCUCCCCGUCACUAUUUUCCAUUCUCUUUUAACAGUGUUCUUUUUGUUCGUGGAGUUCAAGUGCCGUGUCUUUGUGCGUGUGCUGUGUAUACAAAGAAUGGCUCUUUUUCUCCAGUGCUAAAGCAGCUCCAAAAUUUCUAAAGAAGAUCCGACGUUCAUCUAUGGAAGCGUGUGCUGUUGAGAUCGAGCCACUUUUUGCUAUAUAUAAAUGUACAUAGACAUUACAAAAUGCGAGAAGAAUUGACAAAUAUGUAACGUUUUUAAAAAGUCAACGUUUUUUCUCUCACUGAAAAAAGGCAGAUGUCGUAAUUCUUAUUAAUUUCCGCCCUCCCCUAUCGGGGAACAGGCAUUCCUGUAUAGAUGAAAUGGUUUUUAUGCAGUGGAUAAGAUUCAUUUAAUGAACCCUUCCUGUCAUCAUUACCGUGUUUAUGCCAAAUAUACCAAACUAGCAAACAGCGCCUAUUAAUAACGUUUUGAUUUUGUUUUCCAUCGUUUUGUUUUCUCGUUUAUAACGGCUCUCACAGUCAGUACACAACAUCAUGGUACAAUAGAACCUGGAUUAUCAAAGUAUUGUGUAUAUAACAGAUAAAUGUGAAUAUGUAUCUGUUCAGAAUCAACAAAAUGUAGUGCUCCGAGUUUGUGGUAAUAACUACUUGCUUCCAUUUUAUUUCCUUUCGAUUUCGUAUUUUUUUUCGAAAUGCGUAUGGCUGUGUGAAAGCGUGUAUGUGUGUGAUUAAUACUGUAUAUCUGGUGUUUAAAAUGGAAAAAAACAAGACAAAUGUCCUCAUUUUGAUUUUUUUUUUUUCGUUUCUUUUUAUUGGAAAAUACCUACAACUUUUCCUGUGGGUGUGUUAAGAUUUGCUCUAUAUGUGAGAAUGGUUUAGCGACUGCUGAAUGUGACUUUGCUGAGGGAGAAGCAGCAUGGACUGGCUUUUGUACGGGUUAAUUUAAGAAAAAAAAGGCCAUAUUAUUUAAUUUCUCUGUUGUCAAAGUUUAAACAGCUCUGAUAAAGUGGAACCUUGACGAUUUGAGAACGACGCCAGCUCUUUGCGGUAGGGUUUCGUCAAACUGCCUGAUGUAGUUUCGCCAUGUGUAAUAAACGCUCUUAUGACAAGAACGGAAUAAUGACCAAAGCUUCAAAAUACUAAAAAACCCAUAUCAUAUGCAAGGUUCGUGCUAUUGGACAAAUGUAGCAUCGGAGAGUCUUUGUUUCAUUUUUACCCGAAUAGGCGUCCCGUCAUGUUUAUAACACUAGCAUUUUGUUCUCGAAUUUAUAGUUUGGACAUUAUUCCCCCUAGCUUGUUCAGAUCCUUUUGCUACUAAUCUACCAAACACCUCUUCGAAGUCAGUGUUUUCAGGAAGACCGAUUUCUAACCCCUAGCUAUGCAUCUGUGGAGGUUACAUUCAAAAAAACUGACACUGACAAAAACGGAUUGCUUUGAGUGCAGUAUGCAUGCUAACGCUAAGUAUCUGUUAUUUUGUUUGGUUAACUCAAGGAUAUGUACAUCAUUUCGUAGUUCGAAACUGAGCUACUCGGGCUAAAAACAACAACGAGAUGCAACUAGAUAUUUGACUUUAUUUAGCUGGAUUCUUUAUACCAAAUUUGAGGUGCCUCUUGUACAUAUUUUCAGCAACGAGGACUGCUCCUCACCGUUUGAUGAACGUUUUCUUGUUUAUGAGGAUUUUCUUAUAUAUACUGACCUUUGUAAGACUUUUGCUGUAUUUUACAUGAAUUUUUUACUAAAAAACCUAAACGUACCAGGAACUUGCAAGGAAUACAAUCUAGUUUUGCACUUUAUACAUGAAUUACAAAAGGAAAGAGGCCAUCGGAAAUCUAAAUAUCGGGAAACUAAGACUAAACGAAUCCCCUCCCCCCCACUCCCCGCUUGAAUGUAUUGAACGCCAUUUUGCUUCAAACGCGUCUCAGGUUCUUCGGGAAGAACUUGGCUUGUCAGGCCAUCGUCAUCGGAUCCCUUAAAAAGAAAGAAGGAAAAGAGCGGGAUCUUUUUCUGCUGCAGAACCGUCGAUUUAACUAUGCCUAUAUCUAUCUAUCUUCAGGUGCUCCAUGUCCCCUUUACCCCGACCUCCUGGCUUUAUCGUUUUGAAGACAUUCCUCACCCGACACCGCUUCGUGUUCAGUGCCAAGUGCUAGAAACCAUUUAUGCAACUUCGUACAAUCCGCAUUUCCUCAUCGACCACCACCACACACUCUCCUCCUCAUUCACGCGCCAUCAUCUACAGUAGCUCUACUGUUUACCUGAGAUUUUUCGCAUAUUGUAAGUGCUGCCUUAUUGAUAUCUUCAGAUAUUGGUUGUAUCGGUGAAGGAAGUCGCGUGUUCGUAGCUCCGCCCCAAACGGCGCUCGUUCUCUGGAGGCGAGGUUCCACUUUUCACCUGUCAAAUUAAUAUAAAUAAACAAAUAUAUAUAGAUAUAUACAUUUUACUCAUUUUGUCCAGUUUUGUAUAAUACUUUUUUGUGAACUUUUGGUUUUCGUUUCUUAAGAGGUAUCAUUGCAGCUGUGUGUGGGACAUUAUGAAUGAAGAUGUAUCUGGGAGACUUCUGCAUGUUUUGUCAUGUUUUAUUUUUAUUUUUGUUUCCUCUAUAUCCAGGUUUAUCUGGAGAAUCCUACCUUUCUUAGGACGUUGUAGACAAUCAGUCACAUGCUGGGUCCAGCAGCUGCGGGAUUGUCCCGCGGGCUGCAAAACUGUGUUUCGCAUCUAGUGAAUCAGUCUUAUUUUUUUUUUUUUUUUCUCUUGUCCAUUUCAUGGAAUUAUGUGGCUGCUCAAACUGAGAUUUGAAGUUUACACACAUACAUUUACACACAUUGCAUACACGUACACAAACAAGAAACAUUCACUCACACCUCGUGCAUAUGGCCCCUUUGUUGCUUUUCCAAGGUGAAGAUACAUACCUUGAAGGAAAUUAUGCUUUGACUAACAAAUCUCUAUAACAUCCAUGAAUGUGAGAAUGCAACACAUUGCAAUAAAGCACCAUGUAAAAAACA
Messenger RNA from Danio aesculapii, 9398 nucleotides. It is a transcript of the gene ncoa1, whose product is annotated as nuclear receptor coactivator 1. NCBI's taxonomy places the organism in Eukaryota, Metazoa, Chordata, Actinopteri, Cypriniformes, Danionidae. Gene Ontology annotation, cellular component: nucleus. The record is from RefSeq and is a predicted model, not a curated record. Gene Ontology annotation, molecular function: protein dimerization activity; nuclear receptor binding. Gene Ontology annotation, biological process: cellular response to hormone stimulus; positive regulation of transcription by RNA polymerase II. Bases 840 to 4886 code for a protein of 1348 amino acids. The transcript is spliced from 22 exons.